GAAUUUCUGGGAAAGUUAAAAGUGCUUUUCUGUCCUGUUCGUGAGGGUAAACGUGAAAAAUAAUACACAACAGCAAUAAUCUUUUUUAUAGACGUAUUAAAAACUUUAGUUUAUAUCAAACGCAGUAGAAAAAAGGAAUAUUAACAAAUUUGAUCAGCACAAGAAAUUCGAAAGAGGAAAUCAAGAAAGCUGCAAUUGUAAAAAAAAACCAUCAUUCUCAUUGGACUUCCUUGGCAAGCAUUUUUUCUCUACUCUUUUUUUUUUUUUUUUUGUUUUUUCUUUUUACUCAUAGUGUAAACGCGCGCACUGUAUGUUGCAAAUGUUCUAUAUGCUUAUUACAAAAAUAUUGAUUAAAAAGAGAUCACUAUAUAAGUGAACGAUUCAGUUCAGAAAAUUGUGAAAAAUUUUGUGAAGUAUGUGUGUCUGAAUAAAAAUUUUGAAAAGUUUUAUGAAGAAAAACUUUCGACAGUUUUCUUAGUUUGAAGAGAAAGAAACUAAUGUAUAUUGAAAAAAAAGAAACGUCAAAAAAAUUUGUGCUUUAUUUCAUGUGAAAGCAAACAUAGUUUGCUUUUAUUCGCAAGGAAGAGAAAACCAACCAACUACACAUAUACAUUAAAAGAGCAACGAACCCUCUCGAUUCAUGCACGAUUCAUAAAAGCGGAAAAGGAUAACUAAGAAGACUGAGGUUUAGUUAAUAAUUCUACAUAAAAAGUUAAACUAUAAAAGUUCAAUAACACUACAAAUACUUAAAGAUUAUUGGAAAAUCUACAAGAAGUUCAACAGAAAAAUUUCAACAAGAUUAAGCUUUAUUAGCGAAAUAUUAUUAGUUUGCUUCAAGUUAUACAUACUUUGCUAAGCGAUAAAAAGAAAAAAGUUUAAAAAGCAAAAGAAUCCUUGAGGUAUAAGUUUGCACAAAAACAUCAAUAACAAAAGAAUUAAAAGUGAAACAAUAGUUCGUAGCCUGUCAUUGCUCUAAACCAUUAUCGUAAAUCCUGUGAUUUGAACAAUUUUGAAACUCAGAAACGAGUAACAACUUUAUAAGAAAAAAGGUUCAAGCGAGCAGCAGCAAAAGAUCUGAACGGAGUGGUGCUUGUGCACAGGGACAAGUUAAGGCUAAUGAGGAUCUACUGGCAGCAUGAGUACACUGGGGGGAAGUAGGGGAGAGCGAAAUGCCAAGCCCAAGUUCUCAGCACUCGAUAUAAAUCGAAUGUACAAAAAUAGUCGUGGUGAAACGACAGAACCUUCAGCACAAAAAAAUCAAGUGCCACGUAAACAUGGAAUGCAAAGUUUGGGAAAAGUGCCGUCCGCUAGGCGUCCACCAGCUAAUUUACCAUCCUUAAAAGCUGAAACGAUAAGUUCGCCCUUAGUUGCUAAUAGCAUUAUAAUAACUGGACAAGAAGGAGGCGUAUCACCAACUACAUCUGGCUCGAAUCCCUUAAAAAAUACCACAGCAAACAACAGCAGCAGCCACAAUAACAACAGCAGCAACCUUAAUAACAACAGCAAUAGCAACAUUUUAACAAACAGCGGCAGUAGCACUCUUAAUAGUAACAAUAACAGUAACAAUAACAACAGCAGCAGCAAUAAUAACACUGUUAUCGGUGGUGUUGGCAGUAAAUUGGUAAAUAAUUCGGUAACUACUGCAUCGGUUGCCAUUAAAUCGGGCGGUGGUAGUGGUGGUAGCGGAAAUAAUCAAACGCAUUACAAUCAUCAGAAGCCGAUAACAUGGUCUGCUGUUACAACCGGAAACGAUCAUGGUGGAGGUCAGCGUGGUGGCAAACCUACAGCUACUGUACCACCUUUAUACCAGAGUCCACAAUUUCAAUACGAAUUUCCAACACUAGAUGGCACAGUUGGCGGCGGCGGAAGCGGUGGCAAUCCAAAUACAAAUCGCAAGAGCGCUGUUGCCGACCAUCGGGAUCAUUAUCAUCAUCAUCAAAAUCAUCAGCAAAUAAAUUCGAAUCAUCACAAUCAUUAUCAACGAGAUUCUCAUGGACGUCAUCAUUAUCAGCAACAACGCCAAGAUGCGCACAGUUACAAAGAUGGCAACGACGUAGGCGGUGGUGGUGGCUCAGUAUCAUGUGGAGACGAACACACGCGCGAUAUAAGCGAAGUCAGUUUGAGACCGCAAACAGAUGCAGCAGUUUGGUUGCAACAACAAGAAAAAGCCGCCAAAGGUGCUUUAAUAGGCGAAAACGCAUCGAACCAUCAGGGCCAGGGCCCCCAACAAAGUACGACUUCUAAUGCCAAUGCUGCCGUACCGUUACCAAUUUUGGCAUUAAUGCCUCCAUUUAUGCAGCGAGGAGCUCCUAUGACAUCAGGAAGCAUUAGCAGCACUACGAGCGGCGUUGGGCGUUCGCAAACGCCACCUAGUUAUCAGAACGGUAUUUCAAAAGACACACCAACGUCGUCGGCAAAUGUUCGUCCUCAACCUCGCGGAGCUUUGAAUGAUUAUCGUUCCAAUUCACCGGCGAUAGCCAGUUUCCGUGUAUCCACUAAUGUACCAAAACGUCCGAAUCAAUUAAGUACUCCGCCACCCGCAAAUGGUUCACAUGAUAGAGAACGUGUCAAUAGCGUUAGUGGCAGUGGUCCUAACGCACGUAAAGAAAAGGAAUUUAUUAUUGAACCCGAAGUAGCACAAAUGCAAAGACCUAUUAUCCGUGAAGAAGAUCUCGAACGACUAAAUGCUAUCGCCAAUGACGAUAGCUGGACUAAGCAGGAUGAAAUAGAUUAUACGAAGAAACUUACGUUUUCAGACGAGGAGUCUCCAGAGGAGCAGACUCCCAUACAGGAGCGCGAAAGACCCAUCUUUAAUAAAAAUAACAACAGCGGAGGCAAUGCAGUUGAGCAACGUAAAAAUUCGAAUGCUAGUGCUGCAUCUUCAAGUACUGGAGCUGGUGGUAUAGGUAAUUGGCAGCGAAAGGAGCGUGACAGCUCAGAGCGCGAAAAGUCUUCUAGUGGCCUUGAUCAGUUAGAAGAUUCACGACACCAAAAUGGUCAUCGCCCAGCUGGACCUCCGGGUAGUAUACCUCUGGAUGCAGGCGUCCUUGAACGCGCUAAGUUACGUAGAGAAGAAGAAGAAAGACGGGAUAUGGAACGUAAGCAAGCAGCAGCCCGGAAGAAGCAAGAACUUGAGAUGAAGAUGAAUUGUAAGAAAGCUGCGGGCGAUGGUUUGGAGCAAGGAGUGCAAUCGUCGGGUGCUGGCUUAGGUCCCGGAAAUGACGAAAGUCAACAAGCAAGACGUAUGGGCAGUAAUAAUUAUGAACGCGGGCCAGCUUGUGGAGGUGGCAAUCGUGCUUACGAGCGUGAUAUGCGUGGUGGAGGCGAUUAUAUAAGAGGCAAUAAUGGAAGUGGUAGCAAUAGUGGAAGCAGUGUUGGUGCUCCUGGAUCAAGCACGGGUGGAGCACCUAAAUCUAUUUUUUCAGCCCAUUUUCAAUCCAAUUUACCGCCACGAUUUCAACGUCAACAACAAAUGCAGUCGCAACAAAGUUCUACGUCGGUAGGGGGUAAUGCCAAUAAUUCUGGUGUAGGACGUUCAAUGUCUGGAGGGCAAUCUUUGGAAAAAUCUGCAUCUUCGACCUCAACGUACGAAAAUACACGGUAUAUGCAAAAGAGUUCUGCUUCCCAGAGAAUGGGCUCCUUAAGUGGCGGCAGUAGUCGAGGAGAAUACCGGGAUAAUUACCCCCGUACCUAUGGACGAUCGCGUAAUGAUAGCGAACGAGAGGAUGAUCAACGUUACCAUGGACGGGCAGGACGUGAUGAUCACCAAGGUCGUAACAUGGGCUGUAAUCAAUUAGCGCGUGGCGUAUCCGACACAUCCCAGCGAAAAACCAGUGUGUCUUCGAAUGACGACUCGAUUAAAUACGGUGGUGAUUGUAAAGAAUACAAUAGUGCAGCUGCAGUAUCUUCAUGGGCUGAAGAAACUGACGCUGAAAUGAAGCGCCAACGGGGUGAGAGUUUUUCUUCCUCUCACAGCCACGAAUCUACACACAUCAAGAUAUUGCAACGGCCCCACACACAAAAAAGUCUAUCUGAAGAAGAUACUACAGCUUCACAGCAACCACAGCCACAACAACCACAAAAACAACAACCACAACAACACCGCAUUAGUGAAAGUAGCGACAACCAGUCAGUUACGUUUGCACCCACGCAGAUUUUACGUCGGUCUGAAUCGAAUGAUGAUAAGAGCACACAUCAGAACAAACCAUCGGCUAUAGGUGAUAAUAAAUUGGGCGACGAGCUUCCAAAAGUAAUUGCCGAAUCUAGCUCUGGUUCCGAAAUUGUGCAAGAAAACCAAUUGAAUGCUUCCACGGUUACAGAAAUUCAGAACAAAGUUCAUGAGAACGAAUAUGUCGGCCAAGAAACAGCAAAUCAGCGAAAAGAGCCUUGUCAUAAUAAUAAAAUAGAAUUUGGUGAAUCUAAUGUUGGAGAUACAUCUAAGACGGAUGAACAGCGAACUCUUUCAUCUCAACCGCAACCUCAAAGAGAACAAAAACGACCAAGUCCGCGUGGCGGAGGAAGUGGCGGACGCGUUGAUCGUGAUCGCGGGGAUCGUGGAACACACUCUCGAAGUUUUGGAGGCAGCGGGGGAUCGUAUCGUGGCGGUCGUGAUGGAGGAUGGAAUUCACGGGGUAGCCAUUCUCGUGGAGGCGGGCGUUACAACAACUCUUCUACCAACAGCGACACGCAUUACUUGGGUGACUCUGAACAUCCUGAAGAAGAUGAAUGUGACGAGAUAACCUAUGGUAAUAUAAGGCGCUCUGAACGAAACCUCAAAAUGUCACGGAAAGAUAGCGGAGGUGGUGGGGGCCGGCGAAAUGGUGGAAGUUCUGAUGAACGCGGCUUCACUCCUAGAGGUGAGCCUUCACGCCGUGGUCGGGGAGGCGGUGCAAGUGUAGGUGAUCGUGGCAUCUCAUCUUCAUCUUAUAGGCGUAGCAAUGACAAUCGCGCCGGUGGUCGUAACUAUGGUCGCCAAAACUACAGCGACCACAAGGAUAUGUCGAAACGUGUUUCAGAAUCAUCAGAAAGUAAUAAUACAGAAAUAGACAAAACUAAACAGAAUCAAUUGGCUUUAAAUGCGGGUCUGAGUAAGGCGUUGGACAAGGAUUGCGACCAAUCACGUUCAUCUCAAUCGAGCAACACGAGUAAACAGAGUCCUACAUUAGUUGCGACCAAGACACAGGAUCCAGAGAAGAAGAGUUGUACGACAACGCCAUGUAAGCAAUUUGUUAUAGGAAACAGUGGAAGUGGGCAAUCCCGAAAGGAAAGCACUUCUAGCAACAAAAAUGACGACGACCAUAAUAGCGGUGGUGGUAGCGAACGUGACAAAAAAUCUUCCUCGAAGGAGAAAGACAUUCCUGGUUCUGGAUUAAUAGUGGGUACAAGUCGUCAUAUAAUUUCUAAUAGCAACAAUACGAUAAACUCUGCUAAUAAUGCAGCAAGCUCUAUCACUCAGCCGAAGAAGCAAGAUCUGCCAAUGACACCACUGCCAAUCGUUAACCAAGGUGCAUCCAAACCAAUACAACAGCCACAGUCGCCACAACUUCAAACACAACAACAUCCACAACAUACUGUAACUAAACCUCCACCCGGUUUGAGCGGCAGUAUUCUGAAACCAGCUGGAUCUUGUGCAAGCAUAUCAUCAAUAGGGGGGAAUUCUCAGAAAUCUACUACGGAUUUGCAAAAAAGUAAAUCCGACCCGAACAAUUCCUCUAGCUUAUCAGCUCAAAUAAAAGAAGUUGACAAAAAUAAACUGGGCUCCGUAGGUUCUCUUAGCGGUGAUUCCAAGGCGAACAGUGGCGGUUUGAUUAUAGAUGGUGCACCUGUCAACACUAUUAUAUUCGAGAAUACUAACUACAAACAGCAGGCUCAAGCGGCUCAAAUGAAACGUUCUUCUGAAUCAUUAGUAAGCUCAUCUGUGGUUUCUGGGGUUAACGUUUCCGUUUCGAGCGCAGAUACUAUCAGUACCGCUUUUUCACAAAUGUCCUUCUGCAGCGGUAAGCCAGCGGAGAUUAAUUCACCAGCCAAUGUAGCGGCUAAUGAUUAUGAUAAAGAAAUAAAAUUGGGAUUUUCUUUUGGAGACGCUACUGAGUCAUAUACGAGUGCAACCAAAGGAGUGGUGGCACCAAACGAUCACGAGAAUAAGGCUGCCAGUAAUGUUACUGUUGUCACACAGGCGCAAGCUGUAAGCAUAAAUCCACAACAGCAACAACAACAGCAGCAGCAACAACAGCAACAACAUGUGCAACAGCAGCAACAAGCUCAAAAUAUUAUUUCUACAGCUGACUUAAACAUGAAAAUUGCAAGUGUUAAAAAGGUGUGGGAAAAUGUUGCUCCCAUGGUCACUGAUACCACUAAUUCAGGAUUACAGCAGCAGCAGCAACAACAAUUGCAUCAGCAACAGCAACAACAACAAAUGGAAGUCGUUGACCCAAGUGCGCAUAUGACGGCUGCUUCUUUCGUGGCAGCAGCCGUAGCGGCUUCUCAACACCAACAGCAACAACAACAACAACAUAUGCCCCAUUACGCGGUUACGGCUGUGCACAUGCAACAACAUCACUCACUCUCUUCACCAGGGCCGGUGCCUUCGGCAUAUGGUGGUCAUGGUUCGCCUUUCGAUGCCGCUCAAUUGGAACAGCAGUUUGGUCAGGCUGCUGCCAGCAUCGUUGUGGGCAGUAGCGAUGAUACAUCCGUGGUAGGAUAUCCCAGUCCUCAACAGCAGCAGCCUAGUGCGGUGCAACAACAACAGCAACAAAAUCUGAAACAUCCAUCAGAAGUGGUAAAACAACAUCAACAACAAGUUUCUACGGCCGCCAAACAAAUGCAACCACAUCACAGCUCCUCCAUGGGCAUGUCUCCUCCACCUAAUUUGCAACAGCAACAGCAGCAGCAACAACAUCAACAACAAUCUGCAGCGCAACAGCAAAUGCAUGCACCUCAGCCAUUCUAUCAGGCUUCCCCCCAAUUUACUGGCAUACCAACUAUACCCAGUCCGCCAGCUGUGGUUUUUAACUCAUCGCAAAUGCCACCGCCGCCGUCACAGGGCGGUUUAUACGCACCAUUCCAUUCACUUGAUCAUUCAAGUCGCUCACAAUAUUCCGCAGCGGCGGCUCAUACUUUCCCCGGUCACUACGGUGCUGCGGCGGCUGCUGCGGGUCCUUUCAAUGCUUAUCCUAUGCAAACACCGCCCAAUAUGGCCACAGCACCUACUCCUGAAAUGUAUUCCAACUUGACCUCGCAAUUCCGAAUGGGUGGUGGUCCAUCACCCUUCGGCAAUCCUAAUUCCCAACAACUAAAUAAUCCUAGUGCAGCAGCCGUGGCAAUAAUAUCCUCGAACUCUAAUUCCCUUAUGUCUACAGUGGGGUCGGUUAAGCCACCGCCCUCAUCUCAACAAUUAGGUACAAUUGGUUCGAAAGGUGCAGGUGCAGGUGGACCAUUUGCACCUGGUCAGCAGUAUAUGAACUUAUAUGCGGCUCCCCAACAUCCUCAAGGGGGGCCUCCAGGCCCACCACCAGGAGCUCAUCAAAUACAGUCAAACAGUUAUUAUUCAAAUUCCGCAGGAGGUCCUAGCGGUCCGACCGCCUUCUAUGGUGGCCCGCCACCACAAGGUGCUGGUGCGGGGGCACAAAACUAUGGCUUGGCUGCGGCUGCAGCCGCUGCGGCGGGCCUCUACGGAGGACAUGCCGGUCAUCAAGGUGGUCCGCCCGGAUCGAAUGGGCCUGCUGGGCCUCCCCAGGGGCCCCCUGGGCCACAGUCUCAACAUACCAUGGGUAAUUUUAAUACACAAUUCAUGAAUUCUCAAUUACUAACUGCGGCCGCCAUAAAUCAAUUUCGUGGAGGUCCUACUCCACAGCAAGCAGCAGCAGCGUAUAUGAAAUCAAGCCAACAACAAGGUCAUUUACAGGAUUCUAUGGGUCGUCAAUUGAAAAGCCCUUUAGGCGCGGAUGUCAGUUUGAAUUUAGUGAAACAGGCCCAGUCACAACCAAGUCCACCGCAUCAUAAAAAUUAUACAAGCUGGGAUUUGCAGAAUCAAGUAAUGCAGCAACAAGCCGCCCAACAGCAACAACAGCAGCAACAACAACAAAAUCAGCAAACCCCACAACAAAGAUCUGCUGGUGGAUCGAGUGGUAACAACCCAAACAUGAACCCAAACAACCGAGGCGGCGGAGGAAGUUCUCAAGGGUCUCAAGGUCCCCAGGGACGCUACCCUGCACCCAUACAAAGACCUACCAAUUAUCCUCAGCAUCCACAACAGCAGCAGCAGCAGCAACAACAACAACAACAACAACAGCAACAACAGCAGGUACAACAAGCUCAAAGGGGGGGAGCGCCACCUAGUGUACGUCAAGGUAGUGGCGGUAAUGCCAGCGUUGGCAGCGGUAAUAGUGCAGGACCACAGGGCCCUGGUGGCUCUCAAAGCGGUAGUGUUGUAGGUCCGGUACCUGGUGGUAAUGGGGCAGGCCCUGGUGGACCCGGUAACAAUGGUGGCAAUAAUGCAACACCAGGUGGCCAAUCGAAUCAAAUGAAUAAAACUUAUUACGCCAAUAAUGCUGGCAACGGAGGUCCUAAUCGAGCUAAUCACAAUUAAAUGCUUUUUGGCAAGUAUGGCCUUUAAAGUUUUGUUUGUCUUAAGCUUUAAAAUACAGUGAAUAAAUUAAAAUGCGCUGUAAUAAUGCACACUUCUACUCCUUCCGCUCCUCUUCACUACAUAUAACUAACGAACGUGUUUAAAGGUAAAAUGCAAAAUGAACCGCAAAGCAAAAAGAAUAUUGAUUUAAAAAUGUAUAAACAAACUAACUAACUAUAAAUAAGAAAAAAGGCAAGAGAAAAUGGUAACAAAUGAGAAUCGUUGAAAAAGAGCACUUUAAAUGAAGCAAAAAAGAAUGAAAGAAAAGAAAGAAACAAAUAGUUAUGAAAUUCAUUUUAUUGAUAUUGGCAAGAGCAAAAAAAAACAAGCAAGAGGAAGAACUUGGAUGCCAACUCGUGGAAUUUAUGAGAAUAUUUCCAAACC
This is a messenger RNA of Glossina fuscipes, 9010 nucleotides long. RefSeq lists its product as uncharacterized. The record is from RefSeq and is a predicted model, not a curated record. The transcript is spliced from 7 exons. Lineage: Eukaryota; Metazoa; Arthropoda; Insecta; Diptera; Glossinidae. Gene Ontology annotation, biological process: cell differentiation. The coding region runs from base 1136 to 8587 and encodes 2483 amino acids.